CUUGGCAUGUCCGAUGAAGACAAUGUAUUAAGUUCGACAAAAAAAGGGCAAAACCAGCACUUGACUGGUUGAAACCUUUGGAUCAGGGGUCAAAGCUCACUAGUAGUGCAUCAAAGGGCAAAAGUGAUGUCCCUUUGCUCCACCCCUUCUUGUUUCCCUAUCUUCUCACCGAGCCCACCUCUCGAGCCCACUCGAACCCCGGCUCGAACCCAUUUCCCGAGCCCACCGGAGCCCGCCCGGACCCUCACUCUAACCCACCUCUCCCGAUGGAACAACGCCAACGCCCAACGCUUUAUCCGCCAUGAAAGAAGCCAGCAAGAGCUGGAAGCCCUACUUCGCCAAUCCAAGAAGGACCAACUUGCUGAAAACUUAUCAGAUGUUCCCUUUGAUGGAAACCCAAACGACCCAAAUCCCAUUUUUAGGUCUUCGGGCACACCUUCUUCUCCUUCGAGACCGUCCAUUCCUGGUAAGAAAUCGAAGUAUUCCCGCCCUGAAAAACUCAGGAGGUAUGCAGGGAAGAGGGGCAGGAGUUACAGUGGGGUUGGGCCGAUUAGGGUUUCUGGAGAGUUCUAUGGUUUUUCAGGGGGUUCAGAAACCCUAGAAAAGGAUGAUAAUUCUUCUGUGAUUAAUGGUGACAUUCAAAACGCUGAAUUUCUGGCAAUAAAGGUUUCUGAUUCCUCAGAAACCUUUGAAAACAAUGAGUUUCCUGCAAUUAGGGUUUCGGAGGACUCAGAAACCCCUGAAAACCAUGAAAUUUCCUUGGAAAAUGGUGAUUCCUUUGAUUGUGAUCUUCAAAACACUGAGUUUCCCUCAAUUAGGGCUUUGGAGGACUCUAAAACCCUUGAAAUCCAUAAACUUUCUUCAGAAAAUGUACCCGCCAAUGAGAUAUCAAACCCCAGGAAAGACACCAGAAGCUCAUCUUCAAAGAAGGACCCGCAGCACCCUGCUUUCCGGCCAAUUAGGGCUUACAAGCCCCUUAGGUCUCAUGGGUCUUUCUCUAGGAAUUCUGAAAAAUCAGAAACUGGGUUUUCAGUAGGAGAACAUGGGGUUUCUUAUAAGUUGGUGAACGCGCCAUUUGAGUUCCAGUACAGUUACACAGAGACCCCUAAGGUGAAGCCAUUGGCUCUAAGAGAACCCCCAUUUAUGCCAUUUGGGCCUAGUACUAUGCCAAGGCCAUGGACUGGUAGAGCCCCAUUGCCACCUAGUAAGAAGAAGCUACCUGAAUUCGAUUCUUUCAAAUUACCACCACCCCAUAAGAAGGGGGUUAAACCAGUUCAAGCUCCUGGGCCCUAUUUACCUGGUACUGGACCGAGAUAUGUGAAGUCAAGAGAAGAGAUUCUUGGUGAGCCGUUGACUACUGAGGAGGUGAAUUCUCUGAUAAGGACUUGCUUGAAGUCGAAAAGACAACUCAAUAUGGGUAGGGAUGGCCUGACACACAACAUGCUGGAUAAUAUUCAUGCGCAUUGGAAACGCUUGCGAGCGUGCAAGAUAAAAUGCAAAGGGGUGUGUACGGUUGAUAUGGACAAUGUCUGUGAACAACUUGAGGAAAAAACAGGCGGGAAGAUCAUUUACAGGAGAGGAGGGGUAUUGUACCUUUUUCGUGGCAGGAACUACAAUUACAGACUUCGACCUAGGUUUCCUCUUAUGCUUUGGAGACCCAUAACGCCAGUGUAUCCAAGGUUGAUUCCACUGGUACCUGAGGGAUUGACUCUAGAAGAGGCAAAGGAGAUGCGAAAGAAGGGACGAAAGGUGCCUCCAAUAUGCAAGCUAGCGAAGAAUGGUGUUUAUGUAGACCUUGUGAAAAAUGUAAAAGAGGCCUUUGAAGAGUGUGAGCUGGUGCGCAUAAAUUGUCAGGGCUUGAAUGCGAGUGACUACAAGAAGAUAGGUGCAAAACUCAAGGACAUUGUACCCUGUGUAUUGAUCUCAUUCGAGAAUGAACAUAUAUUGAUGUGGAGAGGACGAGACUGGACAUCAUCUCCCUCUAAACUGGAAAAUGAUUCAGAAACCCUAGAAAUCGCAGAAGUCUCAUCCGAAACUGGAGCUCCUGAUCCUCAAAUUCUUCCUAUUUCAAAUCCCGACACUUCGAGUUCAGCCCUUGAUACAGAGAAAUGCUCUACUACGUCAAGCCAACCAAACCAAGUUGAUUCAAAUUGCAUUGAGCCUAAUAAUAUAAGCAUGCUUAAGGUUUCAAACAAUAUGCUAACAGAAGAAACUGAAGUGGGCCCCACCCCGACUUUUCAAGAUGCGCUGGCAAUCUCAUCAGAAUGUGGUGCCAAUUGUAGCGAGAUCACUCCAGAAAGUUCCGGAAGCUGCAUUGACCCACUGGUCCUUUUGGAAAGUUCUAGAAGCAAUAGCCAACCAGUUUUGGAAGAUUCCAGAAGUGAGGUGGAGGUUAAAUUGAACGGUUCAGAAAGCGAAACACUGGCUUCUUUUGAAGGUUCUAGAAGCAUCAGUGAGUUAUCAGUUACUCCAAAAGGUUUGGGAAGCAAAAUGGUGGUCUCAAUGGAAGGCUCCGAAAGCAAAACUCAGCUGGACCAGGAGGGAAGCAAAGGCAAUCUGAUGGUUGUUCUGAAUGCUUCUGGAAGCAAUGACAGUGGUACAGUUUUGAAGUUGCGGGAAGCUCCUGGAACUGUGUCGGAAGAUUCUGAAAGAAAGGGAAGGAUGGCAGUCUUAGGGGUCUUGCGACUUAGAGAGCGAGCCGUCGUGGAGGGCAUGGCCGUGGUUCUAGAUGAGAAAAGUUAUAUUGAUGCUAAUAUUGUGUAUGAUAGGGCUGUUAAGCUGGCUUUGACUGCUCCAAAAGAUCCAGUAUUUGUGCACAACAGGCACAAUAAGAGAGAGGUUUUGGUCAACAAGGGUAAGGAGAGAGGGAGUGAGUUGAGGGGGAGAGAGAAUGUGGGGGUGGUGCAGGUCAAAGCUAAGGAAAGUAGUGAGAGAAAGGUUAAAGAGGGUAGUGAGAGAAAGAAGAGUAGUGUUAAGGUUCAGAAGAGGAGGGAGGUGCAUUUUGAUGCAAUUCCUCAUGGGAAUUUGGCUGUUGAUGAGUUGGCCAAGCUCUUGGGUUAGUGGAAUUGUUAUCUAUCCAGUUUUUUUUUUUUGUAUGAAAUUGUUACUUUUUCCAUUGUGGAGUAUGUUACUCUUUAAACUUUUGUUUUUAUUUUUAAAUUUGCUAAAACUUAAGUCAA
Messenger RNA from Amborella trichopoda, 3179 nucleotides. RefSeq names its product CRS2-associated factor 1, chloroplastic. Gene Ontology annotation, molecular function: RNA binding. Lineage: Eukaryota; Viridiplantae; Streptophyta; Magnoliopsida; Amborellales; Amborellaceae. The record is from RefSeq and is a predicted model, not a curated record. Gene Ontology annotation, biological process: Group II intron splicing.